ACAAAACUCGGCGGCGCUUAAACCACACGAGAAACUGGUUUUUACUCAUUGGAUUGGCGUACGAGAAACCAGAAAAUCAAAAAAUGGCGAAUGAAAUGGAAGAACUAAUUGGAUUCCUCUCGGCUCCUUCUCCACAAGUGCAGAAGGUAGCUGUUGAUAUUGUUCGUGAUUUAACUGGAUCAGAAGAUGGACUACAAUCCCUCGCCAGUUAUUCCAAAACCGUGCUUCCAUCCUUGUGUCGACUAUUAGGUGAAAAAAAGGAGGUCUCUGAAGCAGCAACACAAGCUCUCGUGAAUCUCUCCCAAAAUUCUGAUUUGGCAUCAAAGAUGAUUGAAAUUGGUAUAAUUAAAGUAACCAUGGAUAUUCUAUACAAACAAGGAUGUGAAAUCACUGGAUUACUAGUCAUGCUUCUUGUUAAUCUUACACAGCUUGAUUCUGGUGUUGAAUCAUUGCUUCAGUUAGGAGAUGAUAAGGUGCAGGGGUUGUAUGUCAUGAAACUUGUGAGAUCAUUUUGCACAUCAUCCAAUGAGAAAAAAGAUGAUCCAUUUGGGCAUGUUGGAUCAAUACUUGUAAACAUUUCAAAAAACAAAGAAGGAAGAUCACUUCUUUUAGACUCCAAACGUGGGCUUUUGAAACAAAUUAUCAGACAAUUUGAUUCCACAAGCAUAUUGAGAAAGAAAGGGGUAUCUGGCACUAUUCGGAACUGCUGUUUUGAAGCUGACAAUCAAAUACAAAAUUUGCUUCUGAUAUCAGAGUUUCUUUGGCCAGCUUUACUUCUACCAGUUGCUGGAAACAAGGUGUAUAAUGAACAAGAUACUUCAAAGAUGCCACUUGAAUUAGGAAGUGCACUUUCAAUUGAGAGGGAACCUGUAACCGAUACUGAAAUACGCGUCCAAGCAUUGGAGGCUAUUUACUUGAUUAUAUUACAGGGGGCAGGUAGAAGGGCAUUUUGGUCAGUAAAUGGACCACGGAUACUUCAAUUAGGGUAUGAGGAGGAAGAGGAUCCGAAAGUAAUGCGUGCAUAUGAGCAAAUUGGCUCUUUGCUAGUUGAAGGUAAUGAUACGGAGGAAGGAUCCAUGCAGACAUCUGCAUAGUAUGCAUCAAAAGUUAGUGUUGUUAAACUCGUAUGAUGUUUUUGCUUCUAUUAUUUAAUGGCGUGUAAUUUUUAUUAAUCUUUACUCAUUAGUCAUUGCUAAGCUUUGUUGCACAUUGUUAGUAUAUUCUCAAUGAUAAGGAUGAUGAGGGCAUUUAUGUCACAUUUUUUGUGGAA
This is a messenger RNA of Lactuca virosa, 1270 nucleotides long. The record is from the annotation of a GenBank genome assembly. NCBI's taxonomy places the organism in Eukaryota, Viridiplantae, Streptophyta, Magnoliopsida, Asterales, Asteraceae.